CCUUGAAGCAAGAUCCAAAGAAAAGUAUACUCCUUUAUUUUUCAUGGUUUCAUACUACAAAACCAGCUCUUAUUUCUCAAACCCCAUUAGAUUUUUUUGUCUUUAAACCCUCAAACGACAAAAAUAUAAAUAAAACAACACAAACUUUAUGCAGAAACUAAUAAAAGAUUUUCAACAUCAAGAAACAAAAUUUGGAAAUCUCUCUCUCUUUCUCAAUUAUGAAACUCAUCUAUCAAUUCUUCAUCUUCUGGUUCUUCUUACCAUUCUUUGUAAUCUCCGGUGAUGGUGAUAAUAAAAAUCUCAUCUUUAAAGGUUGUGCUAAUCAGAAAUUCCCAGACCCAACUGGUGUUUUCUCUCAGAAUCUCAAAAACUUAUUCACUUCUUUAGUUUCUCAAUCAGCACAAAGCUCUUACGCCUCCGUAACCUCCGGAACUGAUAACACAACCGCCGUGAUCGGUGUUUUUCAGUGCCGUGGCGAUCUCCACAACGCUGAGUGUUACGAUUGCGUCUCUAAAAUCCCUAAACUCGUUUCUAAACUCUGCGGUGGUGGCGGAGAUGACGGUAAUGUGGUGGUGGCUGCUCGUGUGCAGCUCGCCGGAUGUUAUCUCCGGUAUGAAAUCUCAGGAUUCCGACAAACUUCUGGUACGGAGAUGUUGUUCCGUAUCUGCGGGAAAAAAGAUUCCAGCGAUCCUGGGUUUGUCGGGAAGAGGGAGACGGCGUUUGGUAUGGCGGAGAACGGCGUGAAAAGUGGAUCAUCCGGUGGCGGUGGUGCUGGCGGUGGUGGUGGCGGAGGAGGGUUUUACGCGGGGCAAUAUGAGUCGGUGUACGUGUUGGGACAGUGUGAGGGUAGUUUGGGAAAUUCAGAUUGUGGGGAAUGUGUGAAAGAUGGAUUUGAGAAAGCAAAGAGUGAGUGUGGAGAUUCGAACUCGGGACAAGUUUAUCUUCUUAAGUGCUUCGUUAGCUAUAGUUACUACUCUCAUGGUGUUCCCAACAACAUAGAACCAAUUUCAGGUGGAGAGAAGAGACAACACACAGAAAGGACGAUAGCUUUGGCGGUGGGAGGAGUUUUUGUUUUAGGGUUUGUGAUUGUUUGCUUGUUGGUUUUGAGAUCUGCCAUGAAGAAGAAGAGUAAAUAUGAUGCUUAUUAAUUUUGUCAUUUAAUUAAUUAAUUUUUUUUUUGUCUAUUUGUCACUCAGUAUCUAAUUUCUCUUUCAAAUCUUUUCAUUUAUUUAAAUGACCAUUGAAGGAUGAAAGAGAUUCCUCAACUUACUGAUUA
Molecule: messenger RNA, 1276 nt
Organism: Arabidopsis lyrata subsp. lyrata
Lineage: Eukaryota; Viridiplantae; Streptophyta; Magnoliopsida; Brassicales; Brassicaceae
Product: cysteine-rich repeat secretory protein 56
Exons: 2
Coding region: 219-1148 (309 amino acids)
Biological process (GO): plasmodesmata-mediated intercellular transport; transport of virus in multicellular host
Cellular component (GO): plasmodesma
Source: RefSeq, a predicted model, not a curated record